AUGGCUCAAAUCAAAGGAUUAAGCGCGUAUGACCGCCCUCCUGAUGCUGUCCGACUUCGCUACAAGGAAUAUUCCAAAAUUGCCUUGUCGGAAGUUGACGAUGACGCAGGCAUCCUCGACCUGCAACGGCUCGACCGUGACCAAUUACCACACGGAGUGACGAUUUCGCAGUCCAUGUCAAGCCAAGACUUGCGGCUAGCAUUUGACGAUUUCAUUCGUGGGGGGCAUUCCACGGCGGACGAGCAUGCCCCCCUUGCCGAAGAUAUCCCGGUCUAUGCUCACAACUCAAUAUCCGGCCUUCUGAUGAUACCUGCAUUGUUCCCGCCUACUGUCCAAGUUGAAUUACUGUCACGCCUGUUCCACCGAGACCUGCCCCGCCCCGAGCAUCAGACAAAUCUACACUUACAUUACGACGUAACAUACCCCGAAGAAGCAGAAGACACACAGCAGCCGAAGUCGUUUUUUGAAGAUGAUCCCACCCGAACCUUUGAACCCAAGGAUCCCGAGGUGCAUAAACCGGUAUCCGUCCAGAAUCUCUUGGAGAAGAAACUACGCUGGGUGACGCUAGGAGGGCAAUACGACUGGACAGCGAAAGAAUACCCGUCAGGGCCUCCCCCCGAAUUCCCGCCGGACAUUGCCAAACUUCUUCAUGCGGCGUUCCCCGAAACUACCGCGGAGGCUGCCAUUUUGAACCUAUACUCGGCAGGCGAUACGCUGAGUGUGCACCGUGACGUGAGCGAAGACUGCGACGUUGGUCUGAUCAGUGUGAGCUUUGGGUGUGACGGGUUGUUCUUGGUCAGCCAUGAUGAUGGGAACGGGUGCGAGAUCAUCCGGCUUCGGUCAGGCGACACGGUGUACAUGAACGGUCCGUCGCGCUUCGCCUGGCAUGGGGUUCCCAAAAUCCUGCCCUCGACAUGUCCGGCGUGGCUGGCUGACUGGCCUUUGUCUGGGGAGUCGGUUCCCGGGAUGCCGCCCUCUCCGUAUGAAAUGUGGAAGGGGUGGAUGUCCCAGAAGAGAAUCAACCUGAACGUUAGACAGAUGGUAGGCUCUAAGGUUGGAAAGGAGACUGCGUAA
Penicillium olsonii is the source of this 1074-nucleotide messenger RNA. The record is from the annotation of a GenBank genome assembly. Lineage: Eukaryota; Fungi; Ascomycota; Eurotiomycetes; Eurotiales; Aspergillaceae.